Messenger RNA from Rotaria sp. Silwood1, 1227 nucleotides. The record is from the annotation of a GenBank genome assembly. NCBI's taxonomy places the organism in Eukaryota, Metazoa, Rotifera, Eurotatoria, Philodinida, Philodinidae.
AUGACUCAGUAUCAAUGUCAAUGUCCGCUUCGUGUGUAUCGAGGUCAAUUAAUGACGAACACGGAAGUGGAACGUCUCAAACGAUCCAUUGGUAAAUUGAUCUCAUUUAGUUCAUUUCUCUCGGCUAGUCUUCUAGAACAACAAGCUAUAUGCUAUCAGAAUAAUGCUAGGACUUCAAGUGGAUUGCAGCGUGUACUAUUCGAGAUCGAUGCUGAUCCUCAAGUUGUUAUCAAUAAGCCGUUUGCAGAACUUAGUUCACAAAGCGAUUUUGCUGGUGAAUGCGAAGUUCUUUUUAUGCUGGGCUGCGUCUUUCGUAUCAAUAAUGUCAGCCAUCGUGGCGUUGGGCAAGGAUGGUGUAUUCAUAUGACAUUAUUCGAUGAUAGUGAUCAUCAUUUGAGUGGAAUGAUUGAAGAGAUACAGGCUGCAAAUGAGGACUCUCUAGUGAACAUUUCUUCAUUCGGACUUCUUCUAUGGAAAAUGGGUAAAUAUGAUCUCGCUGAAAAAUAUCUUCGUCGUGGCAUUGCGGAAUUUUCUGCGAGUGAUCCGAAUCUUGGGUCAGCAUUCUUGAAUCUGGGUUUGGUAUAUAGUGAUAAGGGUAAUUAUUCUGAAAGUCUCCACUGGUAUAAUGAAGCAUUGCUGGCUUACACUCAAAUUGACAAACCCAAUCAUGUGGCCAUUGGUAACUUGUAUAACAACAUUGGCGAAGCGUACCGCCAGAAAGAAGACUAUGUUGAAGCAAUGAAUUCAUACAAUACAGCAUUAUUCAUUUUCAAAGAAGCACAAGAUGAACAUCAUCCAACUAUGGGACUCCUUUAUAAUAAUAUAGGCGUUAUUCAUCAUAAACAACGAAACUACUCCGAAGCGCUUCACUUCUACGAACGAUCACGUGCCAUUUCCCAAGAACUCUUGCAUGCAUAUCAUAGUAACAUUGCUUUGGCUUACAACAACAUCGGUGCAGUUCAUUCUGAUCUUGGUAAUGUCGAUAUUGCAUUAGAGUAUUAUGAACGAGCUCUAUCGAUCUAUUCGAAGUCUUUGCCACCUUCUCAUCCUUCUCUGGCCCUAACAUAUUAUAAUAUUGGUCGUGUAUAUGAAGUGAAAAGAGACUUUUCACAAGCCUGGCAAUAUUAUCAAAAGGCUUUGGAAAUUCGACAACAUACGCUACCAGCUGAACAUCCAGAACUCAAAGAAGCCGAAAAAGCCGUUCGAAAUAUUGUAGUUAGGCUUUAA